UAUCAAAUAUAACUAAUUUAGUCCCUAAUUAUUAUAUCACUUUUCACGAAUGAUCUUUUGUUAACGUUUUUGUUAAGAACAUAGAUAAAAUUGUAUAUUCAUACUUCUCUCUCUCCUCAAUUAAGAUUCCUCCCUCCUCUCGUACUUUUUAAUUUCUCAAACUCGUCGCUAAAUUUAAAGCUCUAAACCCAAAACUGAAAUGAUCACUCCUCUCUCAAUUAGUAGUCUUCUUGGUGGAACCUAAAAUCAAAACCAAUAAGCUUUAUGGAUGAGUUUUAUCGUCCUAAACCAAUUUGGCCAAGUCCAUCCUCUUUAAAUACGGAGUAUAUGUUCCAAUCUCAAUUCAAUUCUGCAUCACGAGUCCUCUCCUUCUUCUACCCUUCCGCCGAACCAGACCAGACAGGGAGUUCGCCGGAGUUCGCCGGAGCUUCGCCUGAGUUCGUCACCGGAGUUCUAAACCAGAGUUCUUCGCCCAUUGAUUUGUGAUUCGUCGCCGAACAAUCGAGAGAGGUUCCCACUGCCGGGGGGCUGUUUGGUCACUGGUGUUGUCGUUGGAACUUGAAGCGGCUGUUCACCGGAACUUGGAGAUUGCCGUCAAGCCACUGCUCGUCUUUCCUCUCUGCUAAAACGGAGUUCACCGCAGAUAAUGCCACUGCUGUACUCCUGCAUCGCAGAAGGUGUUGCGUCGAAGAAGAAAGCCAAUGAGAACUCAAAGAUUAAGUUUUUAUAAAUUAUAAUUUGACCCCUAGGAUUGUUAACAGUUGCAAUUCAGUCCUUUCUUAUAAGUUGAGCAUAAAGGUAGGCAAUUACUACAAAUAAAACCAAAGGUGCUAACUAAUGAAUUGGUGGCUAGUUUUAAGUUAAGUAGGAAAUUAUGAAACUGACCUCUUAAUAAUAUUAGGUGGAUUUGAGUUGAAUUAGAUAUUGGGAAUCACAAGUUGGACUAAACUAGAGAAUAAGGUCACGCGGGUGACGUCGUUCAUCCGGUGGUCUCGAGGGUUAAAAACGUGCGCACGGUGGUCAUUGACCCUGGCGAGAGCCAGCGGGGGCCUCAACCCCCUCCAUUGCGAGAGCUUUGGAGUUAUGAGUGUGGGUUUGGGCGAGAGCCUGGAUUCCAUUACUCCCGUAAGUAUGGAUUGGGUUAUAUCUAGCAGGCAGAUGGAAUAAGUAUGCGUAAGAACUAAACUGAAUUAUAACGGUAAAUAGUGGCACAGUUGGAUAAUGAUAUUUGCUGAUUCUUCUGACAUUGUUUGAUUAUACAUUAAUGGGUGCUAGUCUAUGAGUUAGUUUUAGCGUUAGAUACUUCCAUUC
Messenger RNA from Cuscuta campestris, 1311 nucleotides. The record is from the annotation of a GenBank genome assembly. Lineage: Eukaryota; Viridiplantae; Streptophyta; Magnoliopsida; Solanales; Convolvulaceae.